ACUUUGUCUUUUGCAUUUUCUUUGUUUUGUUGUGGCCUCGACGCCCGCUCAUAUCCCGUUUUCAGCCCACAAUCCGCCACAACUGUCUCGCUGAAUUGACAGAACAACCAAAAGACUUACCUGCAAACACCUCUCGUAGCGCCAUUUCUAGCGCCGUUUUACCUCUAUCCGACCGUCAUCCGCAGCCUCCCCAAAUCAGAUAAUGCGAUGAAACUUUAGCGUUCGGGUUUUAACAAAAAUCGCACUUCAUUCCCCAUAACAACUGAACAAUCCAUCAAUCAACUCGAAUUCCCCGUUCCACUCCAUCCAAGUGGUAGACACGAAAGAUGAUCCCACUAGGCUCCCCUCGUCGCUCACACAUCCUUCUCGCUGCCCUUCUCUCACUUGUUCUUGUACUCUUCCUUCACACUCACCAUCAUCCGCAAUCACAUUUUCUUUCAGGCCCAAUCUCCAAAUUAAAGGUCCAGUUCGGCCUCUACAGCUCAUCGGAUGGUUUGGAGACGAAGGAUAAAGGAAUACGGAAAAGGAUAGAUAAAAUAAGAGGGUACUGUGAAGCGGAGGAUGCGUUUGAGCGAGAAUAUGGAAGAACGAAUUUGCGACUUAGCAGAGCGUAUGAGGGCUCUCAUGAGAGAAUGCGCCUAUUGCUUCAAAAGAUCAUGCGAGGCGAGCCGCUCACCAUCUCUGCCAUUGGCGGUAGUGUGACAAAAGGCCAUCAGGUGUGGCAAAAUGAGAUUUGGUUCCACAAGUUCUGGGAAUGGUUGACGGAAUUUGCAGGGGAAGGCGUAGAGAUCAAGCAAGUCAAUGGUGCCGCCCCAGCCACCGGUUCCGACUACUUUUCCUUUUGCUUCCCUCUCCACAUCCCCUCUGACUCUGAUUUGGUGCUUGUCGAACUGGCAGUGAACGAUGAGGGUAUCCCGGAACACGUGGAGAAUAUGGAAAACCUCCUUCGCGGAUUGUUGGAUCUUCCUAAUAAGCCGGCGGUGAUGCUCAUUGAGGCUAUGGCGUUUAGCAAUGGUGGGAUGGGUGGUGGAGGUGGAAGGAUGCACCUCCCCGUCGCUCAGUACUACGAUGUCCCUGUGAUCAACCAAAGGCUUCCGCUCGUAAACCAUUUUGCCAGGCAUCCUCAACUCGUUGGACCUUACUUUGCCCAGGACUGGUGGGGAAACCCCGACACCCGGCAUAUUAAUUCUCACGGACAUCGCGAUCUCGGCAUGCUCGUCGCAAGCUUUGUCAAAGACGUUGCAUGUGAAAUGAUUUCUCAACCUACUUUCCAUGUCCAGUCUCCAUCUGCAUUCGAAGCUCUCUCCAUUGUCGCUCUCGCACAACCACCUCAAACUGAGGACAAGGAAGAUGCCAAAAUCGAGGAUGAGCUACUAGCCGCAGAACAAAAAUGGUGGCCCGAGCAAUCCCGUAGCUGGAGGAAAGACCCUACCGAAGAGAAACCUGUCGGCGAACUCAUGCCCGGUCUCUGGUCCACCCCUAUCGAAUACGGUAUACUCCCCCGCCUCCGCGUCUUGGAAGGAUGGAAUCCCCAUCUCGAUUACUCUGUCCCUCCCUUCCACCCUACCUGUCUCUCAACGCGCGCUAAAGAACCGCAUUUCAAUCUUACUCCAUCGGCCAACGAAGGGUGGGAAUAUUGGGUCCAUCCAGAGCAUUUGGAUAAGCCAUAUCUUGUUGCGAGGACGCCGGGUGCGAGGGUCACUUUUGAGUUGGAGACAAGUGUGGGGAUCGUCAAGAUGUAUGCGUUGAAGAGCAAGACGUUUGGGUUGGGUACGGUAGAAUGUUGGGCGGAUGAAGAGAGAAGGAAGAGUGUAAAAAUUGAAGGCUAUUGGGACAAUGGGAAUGUGAAUAUUGGGCGAUUCGCCCCUAUAAGAGAUAACCUGCAACCAGGAAAACAUACCAUCACUUGCGAACUGUUGGAAGAAACAUCUGACCCGGGUGGUGGACGCGAGUUUAGGAUGAUAUCGAUGAUGAGCGUGUAAGGGAUUAGCGUGCAAGGGGAAGUGGGAUGUAGCGAUCAAAGGGAUUUCGGGCUUUUCUGGUGUUCUUUUUGUGACAUGUCCGUUUUGAUUAUGCAUAGCAAAU
This is a messenger RNA of Cryptococcus deneoformans JEC21, 2085 nucleotides long. Its product is annotated as expressed protein. The record is from RefSeq and is a predicted model, not a curated record. The transcript has 8 exons. NCBI's taxonomy places the organism in Eukaryota, Fungi, Basidiomycota, Tremellomycetes, Tremellales, Cryptococcaceae. Bases 327 to 1982 code for a protein of 551 amino acids.